This is a messenger RNA of Scaptodrosophila lebanonensis, 551 nucleotides long. RefSeq names its product dynein light chain roadblock-type 1. Gene Ontology annotation, cellular component: cytoplasm; cytoplasmic dynein complex; centrosome. Lineage: Eukaryota; Metazoa; Arthropoda; Insecta; Diptera; Drosophilidae. The transcript has 2 exons. Bases 37 to 453 code for a protein of 138 amino acids. The record is from RefSeq and is a predicted model, not a curated record. Gene Ontology annotation, biological process: microtubule-based movement. Gene Ontology annotation, molecular function: dynein intermediate chain binding.
UUUCAUACAGAACUAGAAAGUGCAAAUUUAAUAGAAAUGGGUGAUUCAAGGUUACAUUCAACGGCAUCAGCUUCUUCGGCGCAUCAGUUAACGCCGACACCCCGAAAAUCCCAUGGUCAUUCGCAAAAGGAAGUACCACGGGAAAAAUCCUACGAUGGGGAUACAUUUAUUAAGCACUUUUCUUCACGAGGCGCUCGCGAAAUUAUCGUAACAGACUCCCAUGGCAAGCCACUUCGAUGGACGGUUCCCACAAAGCGCUGUAAUCUUUAUGUUUCGAUGCUGAAGCCCCUGGUAACAAUGGCUCGCAACGUGGUGCGCGAUCUGGAUCCCUCCGAUGACGUCACAUUUUUGCGCAUGCGUUCCGAAUCACGUGAAGUGCUCAUCACUCUGGGAUCAGAUUUUAUUUUAAUUGUCAUACAAAACCUCAGGCACAAGAGGCAUGAUCGCACAUAAAUCCUUUAAGCAUUAAAAGUUUGUAUUACUCAAGUAUUUAUUUCUUGCGACGGUACGUUAAAAAUUAAACAAAAUUAAUCGUUAAAAUGGAAAAUAGA